Messenger RNA from Echinococcus granulosus, 1050 nucleotides. RefSeq names its product RING finger and transmembrane domain-containing protein 2. Lineage: Eukaryota; Metazoa; Platyhelminthes; Cestoda; Cyclophyllidea; Taeniidae. Gene Ontology annotation, biological process: positive regulation of ERAD pathway. The coding region runs from base 1 to 1050 and encodes 349 amino acids. The transcript has 7 exons. Gene Ontology annotation, molecular function: ubiquitin protein ligase activity. The record is from RefSeq and is a predicted model, not a curated record.
AUGACACAAGCCAUUUCGGGUGAUGCUAAACCCUCUCACAGUCAUGGACACUGCCACUCUCAUCACAAAGUGCACUCCGAAUGCGACUAUCCCCAGCCCCACCUACACAAUCACAGAUACUGUCAACAAGAUGAACCGAAGAUAAACCCUGAUGAAGUAAUUUCCAGAAAUCUCAGGCCUCUUUGGAUUGUCAUUCCUUUCCUCCUCCUUUUCCUACUCAAAGAAGCGGUGCUUCAUUCCACUGGCCUUUGGGUGUUAGUGUCGCUCUUUGUCAGCUCCUACUACCUCAACACGCGGCUUACUAACGCAACUCAGGGUUUUGAACCUCCUAUAUACGCUCUUGUGGCAUCAGUAAUAGUCUGCGCUACUCUCAUUUUUAUGCAUAAUGUUUGGAUCUUCAAGAAAAACGAAAUCUACCUCGGUUUGUUCUGCAUGCCGAAUGCUAUUCCAAGCAGCGAUUGGGUUUCCCUCCUGUGGGCGGUGAUAGUGGUGGACUUUAGUCUCAAGAUAAUCACCAUCUUCAUCAAAUCCGUCCUUAUCUAUUUCUCUCCGCGCUUCUUUCACAUUUCGACACGAAAUGCUCUUAAAUGCUGGCUCAAAGUGUAUACCAUUCAAAGGCUACCAAACACAUCGGUAAAUACGUCACCACUUUCCCCUUGUCUCUUUCAGAGUGCCAUUCUCGUGUGGAUGGAGUUCAUCUCUCAGUUCUAUCGCAGCGUUCCACCCGCGGUGACGUGGAUCCGCCAUCUCACCGACGGCCUCACUCGCUCACUCGGUUUUCGAAUCGUCUUCUGCCUUCUCUACAUUCUUCUCAAGCCCUAUCAAACUAAUGUGGUGAGCUCGUUGGAGGACCAGGAGUUGUGCAACCUCUGCUUAGAGAAGCGCAGCAGGGAUGUCGCUAUUUUGGGAUGCAAUCACACCUUUUGUCGAAACUGCAUAGAUCGGUGGUUGAUACACUUCGACGAGUGCCCCUUAUGCUCGCACCCCCUCGGGGGAGAAUUGAGGGCCUGGCGCGACGGCUCAACCUCUGCUCUUGUCCACUUCUUCUAG